GUUAUAGACGUGUUUGCCUUUUGUCACAUUGCAAUUUCUCGAGGAUGAUCUUCAGUUUUUUUUCUGUUGCAUCUCGUCUAUUCUAAUCCUGCGAUCCUGUGAAAUCAAAAGCGAAAAGGAAAAAAGUCUUUCAAACAACAUCAACAUGAAGAUCCUCUUCGCCUGUCGAACCGACACGAUAGGCACGUUGCUUGAAAAUUGCGGGGACUUUGAGAAAGCGCAGAGCUUGAAAAAAUCCAAGGAGCUGGCGGUCCGGAACAUUUUGAAAAAGUUGGUCAUCACCGAGGUCGCCGCAGAAUUGCUUUUGCUACCCGGGUCUUCUUCAAACGGCGGGGGGUCCUCUUCACAGAAAAGCAUGGAGUUGAGACUUGUGACGUACACGAAAGAAGACAUUUUGGAAAAAAUUCAGUACCACGAAGACCUGUUGGAAGAGGACAUGGAGGAAGAAGAACUACCACCACAGAUGAAAUCUGUCGGCACAGCACAAGGAAAUAAAGCGAGCAAGAAACCAGAUUUCGAGCAAAUCAUCCACAACGACAAGUGUCUAUCCGCCGUUUUCGAAGCAAUAGCCGCGCUCACCUACCACCGUGCGGACGACACGGAAACGGAAAACACGUUUUUCGUUUGGGAGCCACGGGAUGUGGGGGAGCACUUGAGGCUGGAGGUUAAACGCGCGGUGCAUUCGGCGAAUCUUCGGCAAUCAGGGAAGACCACGACGCAAUCUGUCAGGCAGGGUGAUGAGAAUGAAUACCUGGAGAAGAUCAUCCUGCAGCGAAUUUUGGAUUGCGAAUCGCUAGACGUCGUGAACGUGCAAAAACUUUUGGCGGAGAAGAACCGGAUGGAACAAUCGGAUGGCGGGGGGAGGAAGAAAAUAGAAUUCCGGUCGUUGGAUGACGUUUUUUCGAAGGACGUGGUUCCGGAGCUGGAGAAGGGGAUAAAGCAAGGCAAGUUUAAGAACAUCGACGACAGUGUGGGGAAUCUGCUGUGCAAGUACCAUGGCAGCAUUUAUGGGGUGGAAACACAGAAAGAUGCGGGCACAGAGAACAGCUCUGCUUCUACGUUUUAUGACGGGAUGGUCGCUGGAGCAGCUAAUCUACGAGAUUCUGUUAAUGCGUUGAAAAACUUGGAUUUGGAUUCUGCGAGUCAAAAAAUAGAGCAGAUGAAGGAGAUUCUUCGAGCAGAUAUCAUACCACCAGGAUCUUCAAGCGCAAGCACCUGA
Messenger RNA from Amoebophrya sp. A120, 1219 nucleotides. The record is from the annotation of a GenBank genome assembly. Lineage: Eukaryota; Dinophyceae; Syndiniales; Amoebophryaceae.